Leptopilina boulardi is the source of this 2320-nucleotide messenger RNA. RefSeq names its product SPARC-related modular calcium-binding protein 2 (gene magu). The transcript has 9 exons. The record is from RefSeq and is a predicted model, not a curated record. Gene Ontology annotation, biological process: extracellular matrix organization. Lineage: Eukaryota; Metazoa; Arthropoda; Insecta; Hymenoptera; Figitidae. Bases 495 to 2060 code for a protein of 521 amino acids. Gene Ontology annotation, cellular component: basement membrane. Gene Ontology annotation, molecular function: heparin binding; extracellular matrix binding; calcium ion binding.
ACAGCAGAGCAAGUGCCAGUUACCCAGCAGCAGUUGCCAAGGCUGGACAUAUAUUUUAUGACCACCAGGAUUCAACGAGAGUAACCCGUCAAAGUCGAUUUCCGUCUUUGCGGCACUGCUCAUGGUCCCGGUGGUCCUCAAUAUUAUUUUCCCCUACCCUAAAAAAAAAAUUUUUAUAAAAAAGACAAGUUUUCCUUAAAAUUGUCUUCCAUCCCCCUUAAUACUUUCCUCCCUUAAUAAUAUUUACCCCCCCCCACCCCGCUUUUUUUUAUAUGACUAGCAAAAAAAUAUAUUUAAAAACUUGAAAAAAAUUUUUUUUUCUUUUUAGCAAAACUUAAAAUGUCAUCGAUUUUUAAUUUCAUUGCAAGUGUGAAUGCAAGAAUUAAAAUUUGUGUGUGAGUGUGUGUGUUGAUAAAAAAAAAAUUUAUAGGGGGGUGUAUUUCCACCCCUUGAAAAAAAAAUAAAAAAGGACGACACAUUUGGGAUUUUACACGAUGAUCGUUCUACGCAUUGCAAUUGUUUUGAUCUUUCUUCAUCGCACUGUUUCCGGCGAAAUUACUACCGUCAAGGAAGACUGCGAAAAGAAAAUGCAAGAGUGUACAAACAGCAGUAUAGGAACAAAUGUAGCUGUGUGCGGAAGCGAUGGAAUCACGUAUCCCAAUCGAUGUGAAGUCAUCUCUAGACAAUGUCAAGGAGUAUCUAUUCUUAUAAAACACACUGGGCCCUGUCCAGAAUGUCAUGCAGCAAGAGCAGAGGCAAGAAGUCCAGGUGCACGACCAAUUUGUCGCAAUGAUGGUUCCUAUGCACCUGUACAAUGUCACACUAAAACUGGCUAUUGUUGGUGUGUAACGCCACAAGGUCGUCCAUUACGCGAUACAUCAGUGAAAAAUCGCAAACCACGAUGUCCAACAUUCAAUAAUAAUUAUAUUGCAUCAACAAGAAGUGCACCAAGUAGACGUCCACCAACAAGAGCAAAUCAUAAAAAAUAUGGCGGUCGACAUCGUAAUUCUUGUGAUCGUAGUGAAAAAUCAAAAUUCAAUAGUAAUCUCAUUGAAAAUUUCAAAAUUGAAUAUCGUAGAAUCAACAUAACGAUAGAAGGGGACAAAAAUAUUGAAAGAGUACUAUCGUGGAAAUUUGUGACACUUGAUCAAAAUAAUGAUGGUUUUUUGGAUAAAGGAGAAUACAAAGAAUUGAGGCGUCUUGCUAAAAAAGCGGUGCGUCCAAAAAAAUGUGCACGUUCAUUUGCACGUAAUUGCGAUAUCAAUAGAGAUUUGAAAUUAUCACGACAAGAAUGGGGUGCAUGUCUUGCCAAUGAUUUUACUCUUUUACGUGGCAAUCCUUCAACGUACUCUCGACCUGCUUUCAGAGACGAUCCACCAGAUUCAUCUGAUGAUAUCGAUGCCAAUGACUGUUUAUCAGAUAGAAAAUUAGUGUUGGAAGAUUCAAAAACAACAUCAGAAGAAAAAUUCUACAUCCCUCAAUGUACACCCGAUGGAAGAUAUCAUAGAGUACAAUGUUAUUCAGGAUAUUGUUGGUGUGUUUAUCAGGAUACGGGAAAACCAAUUCCUGGUACAUCGUCAAAAACAAGAGAGCCAAAUUGUACACCAGUUUCAAUUCCUGUCCGACCAAUGAGUGGAUGUCCCGAACCAAAAAAAGAAAUAUUCCUACGAGAUCUCAUGCAAUUAUUGCACAGAAAAAUGAAAUCUGCUGAUCCUGAUUCUAAUGAGACUUUUGCCAAAUGGCAAGUUCCUAAAGAAGAAAGAACUGCAACCUGGCAUUUUGUGAUGCUCGAUAUAAAUAAAAAUAAGGUAUUAGAAAGAAAAGAAUGGAAAAAUUUUCGUACAAUGGUUGCGCAUUAUCCACAUUUAAGAAGAUGUGGAAAAAAAUUCCCGAAAUAUUGUGAUGUUAACAAUGAUAGACGAAUAAAUAUGUCUGAAUGGCUCAGUUGUCUUAAUACACAACGAUUCACUCCAGAAACGAGCACCGAAAAAACAUCAACAUCUAAACCUAAAAGAAUGGGUCCAAAUCCUCUCGAUCAGUUCCUAAACGAUGAUGAUUAGAAUGUGAUAAAAAAAAAAUAAUUCUAAACGUAACUUGCGUUUACAGAAAAAAGGUGCACAAAACAUUUUUUUUUGUAUAAUUGUAUUUGUCAAAUUUUAAUAAGUGUUUUUUGUGAAAUUUACUCUUAUUUUUUUUCUUUGAAUUAAAAUUAUUAUUAUUAUUAUUAUUUAUUUAUAAGAACGAUACCAGUUACAAUUGAAAAAAAAAAUUAUGUAUUAUUCUUUAUAGAUAUAGUGAAAAUAAAAAAAAUCCUCUGUUA